Molecule: messenger RNA, 1772 nt
Organism: Nanorana parkeri
Lineage: Eukaryota; Metazoa; Chordata; Amphibia; Anura; Dicroglossidae
Gene: SPARC
Product: secreted protein acidic and cysteine rich
Exons: 11
Coding region: 124-1029 (301 amino acids)
Biological process (GO): anatomical structure development
Molecular function (GO): extracellular matrix binding; calcium ion binding; collagen binding
Source: RefSeq, a predicted model, not a curated record
ACAGCUCAGUCCCACCCAUCCUGCCUCUGCUCUGUGCUAAGUUAUUGUGCACCCUUCAGAUUUCUUCAGACCAUCCCUGAGGCUGAAGCUCUCUCCUCUCUUGUCGCAAGACGAGACUGCACAAUGAGAGUCUGGAUCUUCUUCGUCUUGUGCCUGGCUGGCAAAGCACUAGCUGCACCUCAACAGGAUGCAUUGCCAGAAGAGGAGGAGGUGAUCGAAGAUGUUGUGACUGAGGAGACAGUUGGAGCAAAUCCUGUGCAGGUAGAGGUUGGUGAGUUUGAUGAAGCAAUUGCUGAAGAUGAUGAGGAGGAGACCACACCUGAUAAUCCAUGCCUUGACCACCACUGCAAACACGGAAAGGUGUGCGAAGUCGAUGAGACUAACAAACCAAUGUGUGUGUGCCAAGAUCCUUCUACCUGCCCCGAAAGCGUAGGAGAGUUUGAGAAGGUCUGUGCUACUGACAACAAGACCUUCGACUCUUCAUGCCACUUCUUUGCCACCAAGUGCACCUUGGAGGGUACAAAGAAGGGCCACAAACUGCACCUUGACUACAUUGGGCCAUGCAAAUACAUCCCUGCCUGCAUGGACUCUGAGCUAAGCGAAUUCCCUCUGCGUAUGCGCGACUGGCUGAAGAACGUCCUGGUCAGCCUGUAUCAGCGUGAUGAGAACAACAAUUUACUCAACGAGAAGAAGAAGCUUAGGAUAAAGAAAAUCCAUGAAAACGAGAAGCGUCUGGAGGCUGGAGAGCACCCUAUGGAGCUGCUCGCUCGUGACUUUGAGAAGAACUACAACAUGUACAUCUUCCCAGUUCACUGGCAAUUUGGACAGCUGGACCAGCACCCUAUUGAUGGAUACCUCUCCCACACUGAGCUGUCUCCUCUUCGUGCCCCCCUCAUCCCCAUGGAGCACUGCACCACCCGUUUCUUCGAGGAGUGUGACCUUGACAACGACAAAUACAUUGCAUUGGAUGAAUGGGCUAAGUGCUUUGGAAUCAAGGACGAGGACGUGGAUCAAGACAUGAUCGUCUAAGCCACACAAGUUACUUUUUUUUUGUCUCAUCCGAAUUUAUUUGUGUAAUAUUUUAUUUUGUAUCUCCUCUUUCACACUCUAUUUUGUAAUAUUUGUCUCUCGGGGUUGGGCGGCAAAAAAGACAAAAAAAAUGGUGCUAACUUAGAACAGAUUCUAUUAACGGUGCUAAAGGCCUUUGGAGCACAACGCAUUAGCAUUUGGAGGAGAUGACAGCGUGUCACCACUAGCUCAAAAAUUAAUUGUUCAACCAGUUCAAAUUUCUCUCUCUUCCUCUCUGCUUUCUUCAUCACUUCAAUUCCUGACUUUCAUUUUUUUUACUCUUCCUGAACAAAGAUUGAAUUGAACGGCUUUCAACGCCGACUUUAAAAAGAAAGCAAAGACUUUUCUGUUCCCGUGUUGCUUACCUUUUUUUUGUUCUAUUUCAAGGUUACACAUUUAAAGAUAAGGGAGCCUUAAAGCUGGUCUUUAACCCCUUCCCUGCUGGAGUAGACCCCCAAUUAUUGCAGAGACUCUCUAGCAAUGAAGGGGUUAACCCCUGAUUCGUACCCCCGGGUCAGGCAGGUGGCGGGAUCUGACAUAUGACAGGAGCUUCUUUAUCCUUUGACAUAGGGAAGUUUCCUUUUAAGCCAUGCACACGGCUGGGUUAUCUGGAAUGUCAAUUUCAACUUUUUCAGACAAAUUGGCGUUAAUUCACCAGAACUGAGGCACAAGACUCCUUAAAGAAUAAAAGAUUAAAAAAUCUC